Molecule: messenger RNA, 3100 nt
Organism: Zingiber officinale
Lineage: Eukaryota; Viridiplantae; Streptophyta; Magnoliopsida; Zingiberales; Zingiberaceae
Product: wall-associated receptor kinase 5-like
Exons: 5
Coding region: 168-2969 (933 amino acids)
Biological process (GO): protein phosphorylation; cell surface receptor signaling pathway
Cellular component (GO): plasma membrane
Molecular function (GO): protein serine/threonine kinase activity; polysaccharide binding; ATP binding
Source: RefSeq, a predicted model, not a curated record
GUUUAGUGGAAGCCAAAAUGCUACGUCUAUAUGAAGAAUCACAGGCCUAUACAAUUCAUUCUGCAUUGGUUGGGGACUUCGUAGGAGUACUAAGGACGUAAUAAUUAGCCAAAUUACUGUUUUUAUAUACUCAUACAGAAUUACAGAUAGUUGAAAUUAGUAGGACCAUGGGAUUCACUGAGAUAUGGCUGCUACUGAUUACAUUGACACUAGUGAAGGCCUCCAUAAAUUCAGCAAACACAAAUCAGAAUUUUACUCUGCCUUCAAAUUGUCGCAACCAAACAUGUGGGGAUAUUAAAAUUGAGUAUCCGUUUGGCAUCGGCAAUGGUUGCUUUUAUGCUGCUGAAUUUAAUCUUACUUGUUCAUAUGAUUCCGAUCCUCCAAGACUCCUAUUGGGGGAUAGCAAUUUACAAGUAAAGGACUUUGAUAUGAAUGUGCCAUUGGUUUACAUUGAAUCACCAUAUGUCAUAUUGGAUGUAGAUAAGGAGUCGAUCAACACCACACUAAUCGACCUCAAGAAUUUGCCAUUCUCUAUGAAUAGACAAUUUUAUUUUCAACAAGCAUCCCGGUCGAUAACAAAUACAAACUUCUUGUACGUGCUUGGUUGCAAUGCUACUGCUAGCAUAGUUGAUCUUGUAACCAAUAGCAUCGUGGCUGCUUGCUCAUCAAUAUGCACUUCCAAUAAUACUUCAACAAUUGAUUAUGGAUUUACGUCUGGCAAUGGAUUCUGUAGUAUUGAUUUGUGGUACCUGAAAUCUAACCAGACUUCAUUGGCUAUUCAAUUAUCUCGCGCCAAUGAGAAUGAGAAUGAGAAUGAGAAUAGUGAUAUGACUACCAACAUCACAGCCAUCUUAUGCACUGAAUGUGAUCCCCUUGAUGAAACGGAAUUCGAAAGAUUUAUAAGAAGGGAAAACAAAACAAGAGCAGAGAUCUCUCUCUAUUGGUACAUCAAUAAUGACCGUCGUCUUUCGUGUAAAGAGGCCAAGAAUUAUUCAGCCACUUAUGCUUGUCGCAGUCCGAAUAGUGACUGCUACGACGUCUACGACUUCUCCGAUACUGACGAAUUUUAUGGAUAUAUUUGUCAAUGCCCUUUGGAUUAUUACGGAAAUCCAUACUUACCGGAUGGUUGUCAAUUAGAUACAAAUUUUACACAUAUUCCUGCAAAGGAUUGUCCAAACAAAUGUGGAAAUAUCACAGUCUCUUUUCCAUUUGGUUUAAAGGAGAAGUGUUAUCGAUCACAAGAGUUUGCCCUAUCAUGCAAUGAGUCAACUCAGCCUCCAACUCUCCUUUAUGAUAACAAUUUCAAAGUGAAUGCAAUUUCAUUAGAGGAUGUGCAAUUGGAGCUGCUACAAUAUGAUGAACGAUAUGGAUUACUAUCCGAGAAAUAUUUCCCUUCAAGUAAAGAACAAGUCAUCUAUAAUUGGGUAGUUGGCUAUGAUACUUGCGACGAUGUGAAGAACAAGAGCGCCUUUGCAUGUCUCGCUCAACACAGCUCUUGUUUGGACGUGAAUAUCACAAAAGAUGAUGGAAGGUACGAGCAUUCAGCAUAUGCAUAUCGAUGCGAAUGCAUUGGAGGCUACGAGGGAAACCCUUACAUUGAUGAUGGAUGUCAAGAAAUCGGCCCAUGCAAUUCUUCUUCAAAUGUUUGCAAAGGAAUUUGCACAAACAUAAAAGGUGGUUUCAAUUGUACAUGUCCCUUGGGAACAUCAGGAGAUCCUCUAACUGGACCGUGCAUCCCAAACAAAAAGAAAAUUCUUUUGUUAGGGGUCCUUGUUGGUGCAAGCAGUGGAAUAUUUCUUUUGUUCUUAUGCAUUACGUUGGUCAUCCUAAAUAGGAAGUGGAAGGAAAGAUAUCAAAAGAAAAUAAGACAAAGAAAUUUUCAUCAGAAUCAUGGUUUAUUGCUUCAACAGCUAAUCUCCACGAACGAACAUGUUAAGGAGAAAACAAAUAUAUUUUCUUUGGAAGAAAUAGAAAAGGCAACAAACAAUUUUGAUGAAACUCGAGUACUUGGAAGGGGAGGACAUGGAAUCGUCUACAAAGGAAUUUUAUCUGAUCAAAGAGUUGUUGCCAUAAAAAAAUCAAAAACGGUUAAAAAGAGUGAGAUUGACCAAUUCAUAAAUGAGAUAGUUCUUCUUUCUCAGAUAAAUCAUAGAAAUGUAGUUAAGUUAUUUGGAUGUUGCUUGGAAACUGAAGUUCCUUUAUUAAUUUAUGAAUUUAUCACAAAUGGAGCCCUUUCAGAUCAUCUUCAUGUUGUGCAAGGUGAAUCUAAAUUAUCAUGGGAUGAUCGUCUCAGGAUCGCCACAGAAUCUGCAGGAGCACUUGCCUAUCUACACUCAGCUGCUUCUAUAUCUAUUUUCCAUAGGGAUGUCAAAUCAUCAAAUAUUCUUUUAGAUGAUACUUUAAGGGCAAAGGUAUCGGACUUUGGAGCAUCAAAAUUUAUUCCUCUUGAUCAAACACACAUAGUUACUGUCAUACAUGGCACCUUGGGUUACUUGGAUCCGGAGUAUUAUCAAACUUGUCAAUUGACGGAAAAGAGUGAUGUCUAUAGCUUUGGAGUUAUUCUUCUUGAGCUUUUAACAGGAAAGAAACCGAUCUACUUAACCAACAUUGGGUCACAACAAAAUCUAGCAAUUAAUUUCCUUCAAACAACAAGAGAGAAGAUGCCCUUUAAGCUCAUAGAUGAUUGUAUUUUGCAAGAAGGAACAGAGCAAGAGCUUCUUGAAAUGAGUAGUUUGAUAGAAAUGUGUCUAAGUUUGAAAGGAGCGCAAAGGCCUACAAUGAAAGAAGUUGAGUAUAAAUUGCAAGGCAUAAGAAGGACAAGAAUGAAAAAGAAAGGACUUUGUAUUCCGGAAAGCAACGAGGAAACAGAAUGCUUAGUCACCCUUUCAUCUUCCUCUUCUUCAGAAUUGGCAAACCAAAUAAAUCAAGAAAAUUCCAGAAAUUAUAGCUCAGAGAAAGAAUUCAUGUAGUCACAAAAUUAUCCACGGUAAGCUUAUUUAUGCAUAUGCAAGUUCAUGUACAAUAUGCAUCCAUGUGUAAUAUAUCAUCGUGAACUUUAUUUACUUAAUUUUGUAGAUGUUGAUGUAUUUGCUAUCUAAUA